CAGUUCCAGUUUGUUUUUAACCGUAUCUGUUUGUGGACGUUGCUUUUUGCUCGAUUUCUUUCUUCCCGCCUGUUUCCUGUUUGUGUCUCGCUGUUUACUUCACAUCUCCCUCAGCAGCCUUUUCCUGCGUUACUUCUAACAAAAGUUUCAUUUCUUGGUCAUGGAUGAUUUCGUAAGAAACAAACUGCUUGAAUGGGGGCUAAGUAAGUGGGUGGAGAAAUUUAAAGAUGAACAAAUCGAUGCUGAAAGUCUGUGUGAGCUUGAUGAUCGAGAAAUUGAGAAUUUGAUCACAAAAGCUGGACCAAGAGUGAAAUUCAAGAAGAACCUCAAGCUGUUAAAGGAAGAACAAAAGACAAAUCAAGAAACAGUCAUUUCUUUUCAAGGUAAACAGGAGCAUGAAGAAGCAGCUGGUUUGGUUCAGUGUGAACAGGAGCAUGAAGAAGCAGCUGGUCUGGUUCAGGUCUUGCCAUCCACAAGUGAUACAGGAAAGAGAAAAUCAGACCUUCAAAGUGACCCCAGCAGGUUGCAGUCACCAGCUAAGCGACAGCGUUUGUCAAUGCCAGGAUUUGAAGAAUCAAUCAUACUGUCUGAUGUGAAAAGCAUCAUGACAUUUGUACAUGAAAGACUAAAUGACCAAGACAAACUCAGUGCUUUCUUGAAGAAAAAGAUCAGUGAUUUGGAGACAGACAAGAGGGAGCUGGUUGGUGUCUUUGGUAAAACUGGGGCUGGAAAGAGCUCUUUGAUAAAUGCCAUCAUCAAAGAGAAGAAUCUUUUACCCUCAGGAAGUGUCAAUGCCUGCACCUCAGUCAUGAUCAAAGUGGAAGCUAACAGAGAUAGCUUAAAGUAUGAGGCAGAAAUUGAGUUCAUCACAAAGGAGGAGUGGAAAGAAGAGUUGUGGUCAUUUCGUCAGCUUCUUGGCAAUAAUAAAAAUCAGGACAAGGAAGACGAUGAUUAUCAUGAUGCUGUUGAAAAGCUGUCAGCACUGUAUGGAGAAGACUGGAGAAGGUCCUUUGAAAAUCCCAUGGAUCGCAAAUAUUUCAAAGAAAUUCCAGAAUUUCUCCAAUCCAGGCGGAAGAUUUUGACAUGUGAAUCAGUUAAUGAACUCUCUGCAAAAUGUGUCAAGUACACAAGAAGUGAGUCAAAACAAGGAGAAGGUAAUGAAGGAAAAACAUGGUUUUGGCCACUAGUGAAGUGUGUGACUGUCAGGGUGCCAACCAAUCCUUUUCUCCAGCAUGUCACACUUGUGGACCUUCCUGGAAAUGGUGACUGUAACAAGAGCAGAGAUCAGAUGUGGAAAGGGAUAGUUGGAGAUUGUUCUACUGUGUGGAUUGUGACUGAAAUUAAUCGAGCAGCAUCAGAGAAAGCAGCCUGGGGGAUCCUGGAAAGUGUCAGUAGUCUGAUUGGAAAUGGUGGCGAAUGUCAGCAAAUUCACUUUAUCUGCACCAAGUCUGAUCUUCUUGAUGAUUCAGAUGAUCUUUCAUCAGCUGAUAUCCAUGAUCAGAUAAUUAAAAGAAACAUUCAAGCCAAGGAUGGAGUAAGGAAAGAAUUCAACAAGCGAAGCAAGAUUAAUACACACUUCACUGAUGACAGUUUCAAAGUGUUCACCGUGAGCUCCAAAGAGUUCCUAAAAGGGAAGCAUUUAAGUCCAGAAGAAACUGAAAUAACCAAACUUCAGGGAUUUUUGCAAGAUCUGAAUGACUGUCACUCUGAGACAGUAAACUAUGUGAAUGGAGCUUAUGGGAUUCUGUCUUUGAUUGAAGGUGCCAGGUGCAGAAAAGAGGGUGCUGGAAAAGCAGAUGAUGUAUGCAAAGUUCUUGAGAAAAACAUGAAAGAACAACUUGAUCAAGUGAAAAAAGCAGUUGAAGAAGCGAUCAAGGAUUUUGAACAAUGUCUUACAGAAGGGGUUAAAAAUUCCAAAAGCUCUGAAGAAAAACUGAAAUCCUUUUUGGACCGUGAUAAACAGCCUAGUUUUUUCAAGACACUAGAGGCGGUGGUUAGGAAAGACGGCAUCCACAAAACAAAAAAAGGGGAACACAUAAAUCUCAACACAGUAUUAGCUUCAUGCUUGACUGACAGCAUUGAUGAAAAAUUCAGAAAGACCUUCCCAAAUGAUGUUAAAGGUGGAUCUUUCAAUGGAGUCAUCAGUAGAUUUUCACUUGACACAAAUUCGCUGAUUCAAAAAUACCAAGAUUUCAAACUGCAGCUGAUAUUUCUCCAGACAGAGGAGGAUAAAAUUAAGGCAAAACUCAACAAAAUAAUCCUAAAGGGGAAGAAAAUAAUCUACAACAGUCUAACAGAGACAAUUGAGAAAAACAUGAAAAAGUGCUAUGAAGAUGCACGAAAAAUUUCAGGAAAAGAUGCACUGAAAAAAAUGAGGAAGACUAUUGAGACACAUGUAUCCUUAAAUAGGAACAUGUGUGAGGACGCAAAAAAGACCAUUUUGGAGAAGAUGAAUAUAUUGAUGACGAUCAUCUGCAAGGAACUGAAGGAAACCAUGGACCACUCCAUUAAACUCUCACUCAAUGCAUCAGCUUUGAGUGAGAAUCUCCCAGAUGUUUCAAAGCAUCUUGAAACUGUGCAGCAACAUUACAAUGAAGAUUUGCUCCACACACAGUAACAGCAGAAACCUGAUGACCCACUCAACAUCUCUGAGGGAACACUGACCAAAAGCAUGAGGUCUCUGGAUAUCACCACAGACAUUUUUGUCAAGUUGUGUUGCCUGCUGUCUUUGAAUGUUGUGUUUGACUUUUAAUGAAUUUGAUGAAAUUAGAUUUUUUAGUCCUCACUGCAAGAAUGUCCUGGGUUUGAAUCCAGUUUGAGGCCUUUCUGUGUGGACUUUGCAUGUUCUUGCUGUGUCUGUGUGGGUGCCCUCCUGGUACUCCAACUUCUUCCCACAGGCCAAAAACAUGCAUUGGGGUUACAGUGGGUUAAAAAAAGUAUUUAG
Molecule: messenger RNA, 2944 nt
Organism: Pelmatolapia mariae (spotted tilapia)
Lineage: Eukaryota; Metazoa; Chordata; Actinopteri; Cichliformes; Cichlidae
Product: nuclear GTPase SLIP-GC-like
Exons: 24
Coding region: 161-2617 (818 amino acids)
Molecular function (GO): GTPase activity
Source: RefSeq, a predicted model, not a curated record